This is a messenger RNA of Synchiropus splendidus (mandarinfish), 2998 nucleotides long. It is a transcript of the gene tpcn1, whose product is annotated as two pore segment channel 1. Bases 293 to 2737 code for a protein of 814 amino acids. Gene Ontology annotation, biological process: monoatomic ion transport; transmembrane transport. Gene Ontology annotation, cellular component: lysosomal membrane; endosome membrane. NCBI's taxonomy places the organism in Eukaryota, Metazoa, Chordata, Actinopteri, Syngnathiformes, Callionymidae. The transcript is spliced from 26 exons. The record is from RefSeq and is a predicted model, not a curated record. Gene Ontology annotation, molecular function: voltage-gated channel activity; monoatomic ion channel activity.
ACGAUUCGGUGUCGUGAAGAAGAUUUGUUUUCCAGUGACAGCAUCCAGUGUUUUUAUUGCACCGUCGUCAAAAAAAUAAUAAAGUUGCGAACAAUACGCUUAAACACAACUUGGGAAUCAUUUAGACAAAGGCGAAAACUCCUUCCUGAAAUGUGCCAGGAGUGCUACGGUAGUUAGCGGUUGUUAGCUUCGCGCUAAUAAGAUGUGCAGCUAUGUCAUUUAACAGUUAGCUGGCGCUCUGCGAAGUGAGGGGAAUCGAUUGGUCUCAAAGAGACAGGACCUAUUUAAAAGAAUGGAUGUCGACGACGACGUGCCUCUGAUUUUGACCUGGGACGAAGCAAAUAGCGGUCUGUUCAAUGAGGAACCAGAGAGGACAGACGAGAAUGGAGGUGCAGGGAACUAUGACAUAGUAAACAACGCUGUGAUGUCAACACCUGGACCACAAAACCACAGGUCACAGAAUGUGUCAUUACGUCAAAGCUGGGAGAUGAACUACCAAGAGGCUGCUAUUUACCUGCAGGAAGGUGAAAACAACGACAAGUUCUUUUCUCACCCGCGAAACCCAAAGGCGCUGGCCGCCUAUUUGUUUGCCCACAACCAUGCGUUCUACAUGAUGGAGCUGCUGACCGGCCUCAUGUUGCUGAUGCUCUCUCUCUGUGAAGCUCCUGCUGUGCCUUCACUCCGUCUUGAUGUCUAUAUUCAUGCCACGCUGGAACUGUUUGCUUUGGUCAUGGUGGCGUUUGAGCUCUGCAUGAAACUCCGCUGGCUCGGCUUUCAUACCUUCAUCAGACACAAAAGGACCAUGGUUAAGCUGUCUGUGCUGUUGCUUCAGUUUGUGGAAGCCAUCGUGGUGCUGAUCAGGCAGACGUCACACAUGAGAGUGACCAGAGCCCUGCGCCCCAUUUUCCUGGUGGACUGUAGAUACUGUGGUGCCGUACGAAGAAACCUGCGGCAAAUCUUCCAGUCCCUCCCACCGUUCAUCGACAUCCUCCUGCUGCUGUUGUUCUUCAUGGUUAUCUUUGCUAUUUUGGGUUUCUGUCUCUUCUCAACAAACAAACUGGACCCUUACUUCAACACCCUGGAGAACAGCAUUGUCAGUCUGUUUGUUCUGCUGACCACAGCAAAUUUUCCUGACGUGAUGAUGCCGGCCUACUCCAAAAACAGCUGGUCUUGCAUGUUCUUCAUCGUGUACCUCUCCAUUGAGCUCUACUUCAUCAUGAACCUGCUCUUGGCGGUGGUGUUCGACACUUUUAAUGGGGUGGAGAAGAUGAAGUUCAAAUCCCUUCUGCUUCACAAGCGCUGCGCCAUCGACCACGCCUUCCAGCUCUUAGUUAGCCGGCAGAGACCGAUGGGCGUGUCGCUGAAGCAGUUCGAUGGCUUGAUGCGUUUCUACCGGCCACGCAUGUCGGCCAGAGACCGCUUCCUCACUUAUAAAGCUCUGAAUACCUCCGGGGCUGCGAUGCUCAGUCUGCAGGACUUUUACAAGUUCUACGAGGUGACUGGCCUUAAAUGGAAGGCUCGCCGCAGUGGAGAGCACUGGUUCGAUGAUCUUCCACACACAACGCUGAUCAUUUUCAAAGGCGUCAACCUCUUGGUGAAGUCCAAGGCCUUCCAGUACGCCAUGUAUGUGGUGGUGGCCGUCAACGGGGUGUGGAUCCUAGCUGAGACGUACAAGCUGAACGGUGGAUUUGCUGAGUCUAAAUUUGUUCCCUGGAGUUACAUUAUCUUCCUUACCAUCUACGGUGUGGAGGUCCUGCUGAAGUUGGGCGGUCUGGGACCCAUGGCGUACUUCAGCUCCGGCUGGAAUCUGUUCGACUUCUCUGUGACCGUGUUCGCCUUCUUGGGUCUGAUCGCGCUGGCCUUCAACAUGCAGCCGUUCUACUUCAUCGUGGUGCUCCGACCUCUCCAGCUGCUGCGGUUAUUUAAGAUAAAGCAAAGAUACCGGAACGUUCUGGACACCAUGUUCGAGCUGCUCCCCAGAAUGGCCAGCCUGGGCUUGACCCUCAUCAUCUUCUACUACUCCUUCGCCAUCGUGGGGAUGGAGUUCUUCGCAGAUGUGGUGUUCCCCAACUGCUGCAACACCAGCACUGUGGCGGACUUUUACCGACAGGGCAAUGCCACCAUCGGCAACACUACAGUCCUGAAAGAGGGCUACUACUAUCUCAACAACUUCAACAACAUUCUCCGCAGCUUUGUGACCCUGUUUGAGCUGACGGUGGUCAACAACUGGUACAUCACAAUGGAGGGCGUGACCUCGAUGACCAGCCACUGGAGUCGCCUUUACUUCAUGACUUUUUACAUUGUUACCAUGGUGGUGAUGACCAUCAUCGUGGCUUUUAUUUUGGAUGCGUUUGUCUUCCGCAUGAACUACAGUCGCAAGAACAAAGAAACAUUUGAAAACUCGGAGGAAGAGAAUGGUAUCAUCUAUGAAGUGGAGGUGAGUCGAGAUGAAGUCCUGGCCACGCUGGACUUCUACAAACAGAGCAGUCCGUCCUCUCUGAGCUCCCUGCACAAAGUCCUGCAGGCGAUAGACAGGAAUGAGCACCUGUCGUUGGUCUACCAGGGUCGGAGGUCAAGAACGAAGAGUGACCUCAGCAUGAAGAUGUACGAGGAGGAGAUGGAGGAGUGGUAUGCAGAGUAUUCCAGGGAGAACCAGUCCCAGCUGGACCCAAGCCUGGAACCAGAUCUUGACAGUCUCAUCCCGGCCCCUCAGACUGGACCUCACCACAUUGACUGAUGUCAUAUAGAUACUUUAACCAAACCUGAACUGACCGGGCGGCUGAGAAGCGCGACUCGGAGCGGAGCUCUUUACUAGCACAGUAAUUGUACAUGUCUGUAAAUGAAACCAGAUGCCUUAGUUUAGUUUAGUCAUCAGUAUUAACAGCAGUGUAAAUGUCCUUAUUCCUAUUGGCUCAGCACACUCCUGAUGAAAUAUUCUACUUUUAUAUUCUGUAUUUAACAGCCUGAAGGAGUUUUAAUAAACUGUUUUAAUUUUUUA